CGCCGGAAGUCCGGCGGGCUCCGGGCGUCGAGAUGGAGGAGGGCGAGUACGAGUCGGUGCUCUGUGUCAAGCCGGAGGUCCACGUCUAUCGCAUCCCGCCGCGAGCCACCAACCGUGGUUACAGGGCCGCGGAGUGGCAGCUGGACCAGCCGUCAUGGAGUGGCCGGCUGCGGAUCACUGCGAAAGGGCAGGUGGCCUACAUCAAGCUGGAAGACAGGACCUCAGGAGACCUCUUUGCUCAGGCCCCGGUGGAUCAGUUUCCGGGCACAGCCGUGGAGAGCGUGACGGAUUCCAGCAGGUACUUCGUCAUCCGCAUCGAAGAUGGAAACGGGCGCCGGGCGUUUAUUGGAAUCGGCUUCGGGGACCGUGGCGACGCCUUUGACUUCAACGUUGCGUUGCAGGACCAUUUCAAGUGGGUGAAACAGCAGUGUGAGUUUGCGAAACAAGCCCAGAACCCUGACCUGGGCCCCAAGUUGGACCUUGGCUUCAAAGAGGGCCAGACCAUCAAGCUCAACAUCGCGAACAUGAAGAAGAAGGAAGGAGCAGCUGGGACUCCCCGAGCCCGGCCUGCCAGCACAGGGGGCCUGAGCCUGCUUCCCCCGCCUCCAGGGGGGAAAGCCCCCACCCUGAUCCCUCCCCCUGGCGAGCAGCUGCCUGCGGGGGGGCCCUUCGGCCAGACAGCAGUUGCUCCCAGCUCAGUAGGAGGUGCCACCGUGUCCUGGCCGCAACCCAAGCCUGCCACUCCUGCCACCGCCGAUGUCUGGGGAGACUUUACCAAGUCCACAGGGUCGAGUUCCAGCCAGACUCAGCCAGGCACAGGCUGGGUCCAGUUCUGAUCCGAGCGCAGCCCUUUUUUUCCUCGUACAACUUCCCGGAAGGAGCCGCCUCACCUGGGCCGAAGGGAGGAGGACGUAGCGCUCCGCGGCCAGCCGCUGUUGGGAGCAUGACUCUCUCCUCCUCGCCUGACUUUCUUGCCAGUUUGGCGUGUCUGGCAGUGAACUAGCACCGUGUCACCCUGUUGCCUGGGGUGCAGGUAUGCAGCCUGAACACGGGAGGAGAAAAACUCCAGCGUCCCUGUCUCUCUGUUCUCUUGACGUGAAAGACUCCGAGACUGUGGCUUCCAUCACAGUGACCCGUAUUAAACACGAGCCCCCAAAGCAAAAAGGAUGGGGUUGAGUGUGCUGCCUGGACUCACAUCGGCCCUUCUCAGUGGUUACAGGCAUCACGUGAUCAGCGUCCAGGAGGGUUUUGUGCACCCCCACUGGCUGGAGCUCCGUCAUGCAAGGUGCUUUCACAGGGGGGAUUCCUUCCUGAUCGCUGGCAGGUUUAUGGGCUGCAGCCUGAACAGAUAAUCACGAGGGGAACCAGAAGUAUUAACCAGCUUUUUAAACCUUUUUUAAAUAAUUGCUUUGCUAACGUGCUGAUCUGCACUAACUGAUCCUUGCAAAGGGGGUGGCUGCUGCAAUAUGCCCCGGCUGGGGCCCCUGAAAGCAUUCCAUGGCGUGGGCCGCCGGAACCGUGCCAAGCCUUGGAGAGCAGUGUUCGUCGUGGCCAAGCGGCCUGGUGGCCGGGUGUCUUGGGCCAGGCUGGCUGUGCAGGGCUGAGGCAGGCUUGGCUGGCGGCCAGGUGGGAGAAUGUUCGAGCAGGAAAGUGGGAACCGUUCUUGUGGAGGUGGGGGGGCCUGCCUUCCUGCACGCCGCUGGCUCCAUGGGUGGUUUCCGAAAUGCCUGGUCUGCAGAUAGCCUCUGACCUUCCUUUUCUCCUGCAGAGGCCGUGCGUGGCAGACAGGAAGGGGUUCUGUGCGAACCGGAGGUCUAGGGUUGCCUGUAGUACUGGUUUGUAAGGUGUAAUUUUGUCUGAGCACACCUCUGAAUUUGCUUUUAUUGACAUAAUUUACCUCUUAGUUGAAAGAUCUAUUUUUUGAAGGGUCAAGACGAUGAAAUGAAAACAAAGUGUUGGCCUUUUUGUGGGACCAGAUUCCUAAGAUAAAGAACUAAAUAUUUUUA
Messenger RNA from Hyaena hyaena (striped hyena), 2006 nucleotides. It is a transcript of the gene NECAP2, whose product is annotated as NECAP endocytosis associated 2. Gene Ontology annotation, cellular component: membrane; clathrin vesicle coat. Lineage: Eukaryota; Metazoa; Chordata; Mammalia; Carnivora; Hyaenidae. Gene Ontology annotation, biological process: endocytosis. Bases 33 to 836 code for a protein of 267 amino acids. The transcript is spliced from 8 exons. The record is from RefSeq and is a predicted model, not a curated record.